UACCUAUUAUUUCUUCCAUCUUCCAGAAAAAAUUACUAAGAAAAAAAUAAUCUUUCUAUUUAUUCCAAAAAAUGCCUGAAAAAUCCCCAGAUUAUUCUCAUUCAGUGAAACUAAAGUAUGUUAAAUUAGGGUACCAAUACCUAGUGAACAACAUUUUAACAUUCAUGCUAGUACCCAUUAUGCUUACAAUUUUACUUCAAAUUCUGCAAUCAAGUCCAAAUGAACUCCUCAACUUUUACAACUCUCUUUCCCUCACUUCAAUUCACAUCAUUUGUUCAUUGUUCCUCAUAAUUUAUGUAAUAACUUGUUACAUCAUGUCACGUCCAAGAACCAUAUACUUGGUGGAUUACGCAUGUUUUUGCCCUCCUAUCACAUGUCGUAUCCCAUUCGCAGCUUUUCUGGAACACUCGCACUUCGUCUUGGGAACUGAGCCCAAAAGCGUGCGUUUUCAGAAGAAAAUGCUUGAACGUUCAGGUCUUGGAGAAGAAACUGCUUUACCACCAGCCAUGCAUUAUAUUCCACCAACCCCUACUAUGGAUUUGGCUCGAGAAGAAGCUGAGCUAGUUAUUUUUUCGGCCAUGGAUUCACUUCUGGAGAAAACGGGGCUAAAACCUAAAGACAUUGAUGUUCUUGUUUUAAAUUGUAGCGUCUUUUCGCCAACCCCUUCACUUUCCGCUAUGGUGAUAAACAAGUAUAAGCUGAGGAGUAAUAUAAAGAGUUUUAAUUUGUCUGGAAUGGGAUGCAGUGCUGGCGUAAUAUCCAUUGAUUUAGCUCGUGAUAUUCUGCAAAUAUACCCUAAUUCAAAUGCUGUGGUUAUUAGCACAGAGAUUCUCUCCCCGAAUGCUUAUUUAGGUAAAGAGAGGUCGAUGUUGUUACCAAAUUGCCUAUUCAGAAUGGGAGGAGCAGCCAUACUUUUGUCUAAUCGAAAAUCGGACCGGGCCCGGGCCAAGUACCGGCUCGCACACAUUGUGAGAACUCACAAAGGAGCUGAUGAUAAAUCUUUUAGAUGUGUACAACAACAAGAAGAUCCAGAAGGAAAUGUCGGUAUAAAUUUGUGUGUGGAUCUCAUGCAAGUUGCUGGAGAAGCAUUGAAAUCUAAUAUUACAACAAUUGGACCACUUGUUCUACCCGCUUCGGAACAACUUCUUUUCAUUCUUACACUCAUUUGCCGGAAAUUGUUUAAGGUCAAGUUGAAACCCUAUAUUCCGGACUUUAAACUAGCAUUUGAGCACUUUUGUAUACACGCCGGAGGAAGGGCGGUGAUAGAUGAGUUGCAGAAGAGCCUGCAGCUAUCAGCGGAGCAUGUGGAGGCCUCGAGGAUGACGCUUUAUCGGUUCGGGAACACAUCGUCAUCGUCGCUGUGGUACGAGAUGAGUUAUCUUGAGGCAAAGGGGAGAAUGAAGAAAGGUGACAGGAUUUGGCAGAUUGCAUUUGGGAGUGGAUUCAAGUGUAACAGUGCGGUUUGGAAGUGUAAUAGAACAAUCAAAACUCCAGUGAAUGAUCAUAAUCCAUGGGCUGAUUGCAUUGACAGAUACCCUGUUGAUAUUCCAGAUGUUGUCAAGCUCUAGUCUUUGAAUAAUGCAUGAAGUUAAUUAGUUUAAUUUGUUGAA
Molecule: messenger RNA, 1610 nt
Organism: Lycium barbarum (goji berry)
Lineage: Eukaryota; Viridiplantae; Streptophyta; Magnoliopsida; Solanales; Solanaceae
Product: 3-ketoacyl-CoA synthase 6-like
Exons: 4
Coding region: 72-1568 (498 amino acids)
Biological process (GO): fatty acid biosynthetic process
Cellular component (GO): membrane
Molecular function (GO): acyltransferase activity, transferring groups other than amino-acyl groups
Source: RefSeq, a predicted model, not a curated record